Molecule: messenger RNA, 522 nt
Organism: Myripristis murdjan (pinecone soldierfish)
Lineage: Eukaryota; Metazoa; Chordata; Actinopteri; Holocentriformes; Holocentridae
Gene: lim2.3
Product: lens intrinsic membrane protein 2.3
Exons: 4
Coding region: 1-522 (173 amino acids)
Cellular component (GO): plasma membrane
Molecular function (GO): structural constituent of eye lens
Source: RefSeq, a predicted model, not a curated record
AUGUACAGUUUCAUGGGAGGCGGUUUGUUCUGUGCUGGAGUCGGCAACAUACUCCUCAUUGUCUCCACGGCAACUGACUACUGGAUGCAGUACCGUCACUCCAACAAUUACAUGCACCAAGGCCUGUGGCGGUACUGUGUGCCUGGAAAAUGCAUGACACACACAGACAGCAUUGCCUACUGGGAUGCAACCCGGGCCUUCAUGAUUCUCUCCCUGCUGGCUUGUUUCCUCGGCCUUGUGAUUGGCGUCAUGGCCUUCAUCCAUUACUCUUCCUUUGAUGGGUUUGACAAGACAUUUGCAGCUGGCAUCCUCUUCUUCAUUUCCUGCUUCUUUGUGUUGCUGGCAAUGGCUGUCUACACAGGAGUGACAGUAAACUACUAUGGUAAACGCUACGGGAACUGGAGAUUCUCCUGGUCCUACAUCAUGGGCUGGGUGGCUGUGGUGCUAAUGUUCUUCUCAGGUAUCUUCUACAUGUGUGCCUACCGGAUGCAUGAAUGCCCAAGGAGCUCUAAUUCACGUUAA